AUGGACCUCUGCGGAAGCUGCACAAACAGGCGAUCCUGCUCCGGCUAACACCAUAUUAACGCCUAAUGUCCUCAGGAAAGUGCUUUUGCCCGCCAUGUUAGAACCUGUCAGGAUGAUAAAUUUAUGAUUGACAAAACCCACAUCAUUACAAACCCGGUGCUUCUCAGGAAUAAGCGGAUGUCCCAGAUCCUUAAACUUCAGUUUAAGAUCGGCAUUGAGCUCAGGAUAUGCAAAUUCAGGAUUAUUAAAUGA
Messenger RNA from Stylonychia lemnae, 252 nucleotides. Lineage: Eukaryota; Ciliophora; Spirotrichea; Sporadotrichida; Oxytrichidae. The record is from the annotation of a GenBank genome assembly.